UUUCGGGUAGGGUUGACAGCCUCACCUGUCGGUUCUCCGCUGGCACCCGGUGAUCGUAUCACCGACGGUGGGAUACAUCGGUGAUAUGAUAGCCGACACAUUGCUUUGUAUUGCUCUGCAUAGCAGAGCAACAGUAAAGCACACACACAGCACACAGUAAAACACAACACAGCACACAGUUAACCCUUUGAUUGCCCCAGAUGUUAACCCCUUCCUGCCCAGUGUCAUUAGUACAAUGUCAGUGCUUUUUAUUAGCACUGAUCACUGUAUUGGUGUCACUGCGGAUGUCAGUGACAGUUAGUCAGUUCCCCCCCAGUGUCAGAAUGCCCGCUGCAGUCCCACAGUCCCGCUAUAAGUUGCUG
Molecule: messenger RNA, 362 nt
Organism: Staurois parvus
Lineage: Eukaryota; Metazoa; Chordata; Amphibia; Anura; Ranidae
Source: the annotation of a GenBank genome assembly